AGACACAGAAGGUGGCCAGGCAGUGUUAGUGAGAAACCAGACAGUUGUGCAGCAACACGAUGGCCGGGAUUGGGCCCAUUGUUGCAUUUGUGAUCGCCCUAUGUUUUAUCGGUAAAGCAGACAGUGCCCAGUAUUUAGGAAAGUUCUUGGGAAAACUUUCGGAAUUACAUCACGGUGUCUCCGGUGAAGUUUAUGCGGUCGACGGACGAACUUUACAUAUUAAGGACUUCACGUACGACGGCCAGGGUCCAGGUGCAUACUUCUACGCCAGCACACAUAAAGUUGCGGACAAAAAUGGAUUUAGACUGCGGGACGAAAACGGCAAAGGGGAAGUUAUUAGGAGAUACCGAAAAGAAGGUAUAACGAUCACCUUACCCGAGGGCAAGAAUUUGAACAACGUAAAAAUAUUCUACGUAUGGUGUGAAGAUUUUGAU
Anoplophora glabripennis (Asian longhorned beetle) is the source of this 434-nucleotide messenger RNA. RefSeq names its product protein Skeletor, isoforms B/C-like. The annotation marks the transcript as partial. Lineage: Eukaryota; Metazoa; Arthropoda; Insecta; Coleoptera; Cerambycidae. The record is from RefSeq and is a predicted model, not a curated record. The transcript has 3 exons.